GCAGCAAGAAGAAGCAGUCAACACGCGGUUUUAUUUAACUGCAGAUUUGUUAGAUUUUCGUGUAGUUAAAAUAUAUAAUUAUGGUUCAAAACAAACAGAAAACUGCAAAGCCACCAAAACUUUUAAAAAGUGCGGCCAAGGAUGCUGCACUUUCGAAGGCAGAAAACUGGCAAAAGGUCAAAAUCAAGGGCCACGUGAUAUCCGAUGAGUGCGGUGGCUACGAGGGAUUAAUUGGGUUAGAGGUCCUCAAAGAUUACGAUGCAGCGCUGGUAAAGUCCUCACAAAAGAGGCCUAGUUCCCGGAAUGCGGACAGGGAACGUAAGCUGAAGAAGAAAAAGAAGAAGGUUUUAAAGGGCGGCGAUGAGGACUCGAGCGAGAGUUCCAGCGAAUCGGAAAGUGAAGACGAAGUGGCCAUCACAGCCAAGUCCAGUAAAAAAGCUCGCCUAGCCGAGCGUCAUGCCCAAAAAAUGCAGAAGCUGCGUGAGAAGCGGGAAAAGCGUAAAGAGCUUCGCAAACAAAAAAAGUCACAAGGCAAGGAAAAGGACAACAGCGACGACUCCAAUGAUGAGUAUGAGGCAGACCGCUUUGCUUUGCUCAGACCACCACCAUCGGAUGAUGACAAAGAAGAUGCCAAAGCAGACGAUUUGGGGGAUCAGCCAGAAUCCAGUGACGAAGAAGCCCCAGAGCUAGUUUCAAUAAACACAGGUGAAGGGGAGGAUGUGUCCGCCUGGAACGGCCUGGGUGUUCCAAACCCCAUUCUGCGUGCUCUUGGCGAGCAGGGCUUUAAGGCUCCAACCCAAAUUCAGGCCUUGACCCUCCCUGCUGCCAUCCACGGAAAAAAGGAUAUCCUCGGAGCAGCUGAAACAGGCAGCGGAAAGACUCUGGCGUUUGGCAUACCCAUGCUGGCGGGAAUCAUGGAGCUAAAGCAAAGAAAUAUCCCGUCUGGCAUUCGGAAGGCACCCAAGGUAAAAGGGCAGCAACCGGAGCCAGCGGCCGAUGAGCACGAGUUAACACCUCCGCCAGAGGAACUGGAUCACGUAUCCGGAGCCAGCGAUGAAGAGAGCGAUGCCGAGGAGCAUAACCAGCGCAAACAAACCCCCUUGUAUGGUCUGGUUCUCACACCCACUCGAGAGUUGGCAGUACAGGUAAAAAAUCAUCUAGUAGCAGCUGCCAAGUACACGGGCAUUAAAGUAGCAGCAAUCUUCGGAGGAUUAGCGGUAGCUAAACAAGAGCGGGUACUUCGUCAGUGCCCUGAAAUCGUCGUAGCCACACCUGGUCGCCUUUGGGAGCUUUAUGCCCAGGGCAACCGACAUCUUGGCAAGAUCGAGGAUGUCAGCUUCCUGGUCAUCGACGAAACGGAUCGCAUGGUGGAAAAGGGACAUUUUGAAGAGCUGCGUAGUCUGAUGAAGGUGCUCAACUCCGACGAGCAAAAGAAGCAUCAGCGCCAGAAUUUUGUUUACUCGGCCACAUUGACAUUGGUUCAUGAUCUUCCCGAUCACAUGCAAAAACGCAAUGUGGGUAAACGGCCAAAGUUUGUCAAGCAAACGGUGGAUCAGAAAAUUGAAAGCCUUAUCGAGGAGUUGGGCAUCUCACAACCAAAAAUUGUGGAUAUAACCAGCUCUCAGCAAACUGCCCAAACAUUGACCGAGAGCCGUCUUUUGUGCCCCAUCGAUCAUAAGGAUUUCCAUCUAUACUAUUUUAUUCAGCGACAUCCCGGCCGCACCAUUGUCUUCUGCAAUUCCAUUGAUUGUGUCAAACGAUUGGCUACGCUUUUUGGUCUCUUGGACUGUAAUCCUCUGCCUCUUCACGCCAACAUGAUUCAAAAGCAGCGUCUAAAGAAUCUGGAACGCUUCCGAGAUAGUCCCACGGGUCUGCUGAUAGCCACUGAUGUUGCUGCCCGAGGCCUGGAUAUACCGAAUGUGGAGCAUGUGAUCCACUACCAAGUACCACGUACCAGCGAGAACUAUGUCCACAGAUCGGGACGCACAGCCCGAGCGAAUAAGCACGGCAUAACCGUCAUGUUCAUGGAACCUGGAGAAGUCAAAAGCUAUGUGAAGCUUUACAAGACAUUAGAGAGAACUGAGGAUCUGCCACUAUUCCCCAUUUCGGAGCGUUUCAUGGGAGCAGUUAGGGAGCGCGUGAAUCUUGCGAGAGAUCUGGACAAAGAGGAACUAAAGCUUAAGCGCGUUCAGAGCGAGCGGGGCUGGAUGAAGAAGCACGCUGAGGAAAUGGACAUGAUUAUCGAUGGCUACAAUGACGAAUCUGGCAGUGACCAGGAUGAGGAUCCUUUUGUGAUAGAGCGACGGCGAAAUCGCCUACGCGUGGAGACCGUAAGAGCACAGUUAAAUGCUCUUCUGGCCCAGCCCAUCUUCCCCAGGGGAUUCAGCUUUAAGUAUCCCAACAGCGAGGCAGCCCAGUUGGCCACGAGUCACACCCAAAGUGCUGUGGAGACCAUGAAAGCAGCCAUAGAAGACCAGAAGCAGGCCAAAAAGGAUCGCAACAAACGCAAAAGGAAUGCCUAGUACGAACUAAAAAAUACUUUAAUUAAAUAAAGGAUAACAAAAAUUAA
Drosophila eugracilis is the source of this 2569-nucleotide messenger RNA. Its product is annotated as ATP-dependent RNA helicase DDX24. Gene Ontology annotation, cellular component: nucleolus. Gene Ontology annotation, molecular function: RNA helicase activity; ATP binding; nucleic acid binding. Lineage: Eukaryota; Metazoa; Arthropoda; Insecta; Diptera; Drosophilidae. The transcript is spliced from 5 exons. The record is from RefSeq and is a predicted model, not a curated record. Bases 81 to 2522 code for a protein of 813 amino acids.